Messenger RNA from Adineta steineri, 990 nucleotides. NCBI's taxonomy places the organism in Eukaryota, Metazoa, Rotifera, Eurotatoria, Adinetida, Adinetidae. The record is from the annotation of a GenBank genome assembly.
AUGGCAACAAGUGAUACUACCAUAGCAUUUUGGUACUUCAAAAAUGGACAUGUAUGGUCACAAGAAGAUACAUGUGAAUGGAUUAAAUAUCGAGAUAUUGAAAUGCAAAUUAUCGAAGAAGCUUAUCAACAAGGAAAAUCAGAAGUUCUUCUUGACAAAUAUAUUAUUAAUCUCAAACAGUUCAUUCAAUUCAAUCGACUUAAUCUCUCCAAACAACGUCCUGUAAAACGUCAACUAGGUUGUAAACAACAACAAUGUUUACGAGAAGAACGAUUCUUUUCUCCAUCUCUUCUCUCUUCAGCAUCAUCCUAUGGGAAUGCAUUAGCAUGGUGUCCCUUUCUUAUUGAAUGGUUGAAAUUACCAGAUGGUAAAAGAACUAUUCUUGAUUUUUCAUCUUGUAUUGAUAUUUGUAUAAAUGGAAUUAUUGAAGAAGCUAGAAAACAUCAAAGCAACAGUGAAACAGAAGCUAAGUGGAUAGCUGAACAGCUAAAAGCAUGCAAGGGACAACCACGUCGUGAAGUUUCAAAAGUUUGUAUUCAGUUAUAUACUCGUGAGAGUUUUCUUUAUCAUGUACUAAAUACUGCUUUACGUAAUAAUGAUUAUUCAAAACUGAAUACACUUGGACCACUUUGUUUUCUAAUGCGUGAUUAUUCACGUUCAUGUACUGAGUUUAUUGGAACAGUUUAUCGAGGAGUACAACUACCAUUUGCUACUAUCGAGUCUUAUAAACAAGCAAUAGGUUCUUGGCAUACGUGGUCUAGUUAUACAUCAACAAGUAAAGACAGAGAAAUGGCUGAAUUUCGAGGAAAUACAUUGUUUAUUAUCGAAAUAACUAAUAUUAAACUGAGUGCUCCACGUGCUUAUGAUGUAGCAAGCAUUUCACAUUUUCCUAGUGAAGAAGAAGUACUUUUACCAGCUGGAAUUUCUUUUCAAGUUAUUAGCGUCGAACAAGAUCUACAACAAAAAUAUAUAAUUCAUAUUAAACUUUGA